Arabis nemorensis is the source of this 573-nucleotide messenger RNA. NCBI's taxonomy places the organism in Eukaryota, Viridiplantae, Streptophyta, Magnoliopsida, Brassicales, Brassicaceae. The record is from the annotation of a GenBank genome assembly.
AUGGCGGAAGCUGUUUCUGCUCAAACUCCGUCUCUCUCCGAGCAAUAUCAUUUGGAGAAAGAAGUGAAACAAGACACAAAUGCAAAGCCUGUGGAAGUGAAAGAAGUGGCACCAGAAGUCACUACUCAAGCUGAUGAGGUUAGUACAGAACAAACCAAGGAAGAAUCGCCUGCCGAGGAAGCGGUUUCUGAAGCGGUUUCUGAAGUUGAAGAGAAGUCUGAAUCUCCUGCUUCUACCGGAGUGACUUCUGAGGCUCCUGCUUCUGCGGAUGCUGAAGAGACUCCUGCUGCUGAAGAAAGUAAUGAAGAAAACACUAGUGAAGAAGUUUCUGAGGAAACUCCUGAUGAGAUCAAGCUUGAGACAGCUCCAGCCGAUUUCCGUUUCCCGACAACAAACCAAACAAGGCAUUGCUUCACUCGUUACAUUGAAUAUCACAGAUGUGUAGCUGCUAAGGGUGACGAAGCUCCAGAAUGCGAUAAGUUUGCAAAGUUUUAUCGAUCUCUCUGUCCCAGCGAAUGGGUUGAUAGGUGGAACGAGCAAAGAGAGAACGGAACCUUCCCUGGUCCUCUGUAA